Anthostomella pinea is the source of this 2529-nucleotide messenger RNA. The record is from the annotation of a GenBank genome assembly. Lineage: Eukaryota; Fungi; Ascomycota; Sordariomycetes; Xylariales; Xylariaceae.
AUGGGUAACUCACACGGCAAAGAGGCGCGCUUGUCGUCUCGUCAGGGUGGCCACGGGUCCAGCGCCGAUCCAGGCGGAAGCUCCCAAGGCGCCGGCUAUCAAGGCGAGCUCCCUGGCCGGUCGAGACGUGCCAGUCGCGCCGACCUCAGUGCGCUGGGCCUCGGCUUUGGCGCAUCGUCGAGCUCACGUCAGGAAGAUGUCCCCUUCGAGCGCCGGGAGACGAGACAGGAGAGGGAGGCUAGGAAACUCGAGAAGGAACGCAUCGCACGCCUUAAGGAGCGCGAACGCAGUAUGAGGGAGGAGCACGUCGAUGGGGGAUACCUGGUCACCAUGGGCGUAUACACCGCCUCUGAAGACUUCAACAAGCCCAUCGUCCGCCAGCUCCAGAUCGAUAGAAAGAUAGCACCCUUUUGGCGGGGGUUGGACGACUUCAACGAACGCUGGGCCGAGCACCAGAUCAUCGCCGCCGCCCGUGGCCUCGACAUCCCUCCUGCUGACGAGGUCCCCGAGCAUCUAAUACCGCAACCGGGGCCGGCCGACUCGCCGCGAACCUCGAACCCGAACCUGAACAAUCUCACCGUGCCCCUGGGACCACGGACACUUAGUGCCUCGUCCGACAAGACCGGCUCCAAUCCGGGCUCGACUUUGCCGUCCCCAACCUCGCCUACCGCGCCAAAAUCCAGCUCCCCCCUGAAGACGCAAAGGAAAUCCCUGGCGGCCGCCUUGAAUCUCUCCCGCAAUGGAUCACAAGCCGACAUCACGCCGCGAGAGAUCAACCUGCCCCACGACCCAUUCGUCAACGGUCAGCCCCUCGAGGUGUUUCUUUACAAGGACGGCAUCGAGUGUCCGCUCUGUCUCAUGUACUACCCGCCAUAUCUGAAUCGAACACGCUGUUGCUGCCAGAUCAUCUGCAGUGAAUGCUUCGUGCAGAUCAAGCGACUGGACCCGCACCACCCCGAGCAUCAUGGGAACGAUAACGGGUCGGAAGCACCACCCGAACCCGACGAGCAUAGCGGGGAGCUGACCAUGGAGCCGGCCAAGUGUCCCUACUGCACUCAGGAUGAAUUUGGCCUAACCUACGAGCCACCGCCGUUUCGGAGGGGGCUGUCCUACGCAUCCAGCGCCGGCGGGCUGGGUGCUAUGGGCACCGCCAUGUCAUCUAGUAGCUCCCUCAACUCGAGCAGCCUUUCCCCGACGUCGGCCACUCCCAUGUCCCUUGCUAACCGCAGGAGGGCACAGAGUCUGUCGGCCAAUGCGCCGGGCGUUAUCACUACUGACCGCAUUAGGCCAGACUGGUCUGUUAAGCUUGCUGCGGCUCGUGCCCAGCAACGGCGUAGAGCCGCAGCCGCCGAUGCUUUGCACCAGGCCGCCUUUGUUAUGGGCAACCAGGAGUCGCGCAGCCUUUUCGGCCGGUCGGGCCGCUUCAGUCGGAGGAGUACCAUGGCACAAGGUGCGGACAGACCCGGCAGUAGCAGCAACGCUCAAGGCAACGAGGGUGGAGGUGACACAUCCUCGGGUCCCCAGCCAGGUCCACGUACCUCUUCGGGCCGAGCGGGCACAGUUCGGGAGCACAUGGAUGCGGCGCAUCUCGAGAACCUCAUGAUGGCAGAGGCUAUUAGGCUCAGUCUUGCAGACGAAGAAGAACGGAGCAAGAAGGCGGAUAAGGAGGCCCGCAAAGAAGCCAAGAAGCGGGAAAAGGAUGAGCGAAAGGCUACCAAGAAGAGGGGUGAAGUCUAUGGCGGCAGUGGUGGCGGCCCCAGUGCGAGCUCUCUUAGCCUGGGACUCGGACGAAAGCGAGGCCAUAGUGCCGCCAGCAAUCUCCGCAUGGAAGCCAGUGUCGCCGCAGCUACUGCGUCGUCCGCAUCGGGGCAAGGCAACGAGUCACCCACGGCCGGUUCCGGCUCAGGGUCCAUAUCAAGCGACAAGGGGAAGGCUGUUGACCGCCGAGAGAGUGGAGAUGCACAAACGAGCGGCGCCGGCACCUCGUCUCUACCACUUCCCACGCGCGGGUCUCACCUUCGCCAGAUAAGCAAUGCCAGCUCUAUCAGCUCCAGCGGCGUGGACAGUGUUCACGGGAACUACACUGGUCCGGGCUUGGGCGCCGAGGAUCCUUGGGCUAGUGGUCUUAGUCUUGGUGGUCGCAGCGAGGAAGAGGACAACGCAUCUGCCGAGCCCAUGUUUAAUUUUAGGAGCCUGGCAGAAAUGGUCGGCGUGCCUAUCGACGGUGAAGACGAAGCGCCUGAUGGUGCCGGUCAGAAGUCAGAGAACGAGGGAGGUGACGGAGCCCACGGCGAGCAUGUUGAGCACGCCGUCGAGCAUUCGGGUGAGCUUGUCGGAGAGAAGAGGGAGCGUCUGCCCAGGCUCAACACUGAUGAGGCUACACCCAGCAUGGAGAGGAUCGAGGGCAACGCAUCUCCUCCGCGCGUCAUGGUGACGCCCGAAACGCCAGCGCUUGGAAACGACGAGAACGAAUCUAAACAGCUCGGCCAUAUCAGCGCCGCAGCGCGAACACAUCAAGUCACCCAAUAG